AUGGAUUGUCAGGAUGAGAAGGAGGGCAACCCCCCCAGGUCAGAGAGGAGGUUCAGUCUGUGGUACAUCGGCUGGUCCUCCCUGGACAGGCGGACCACCCUGCCCAUGCUGCCCUGGCUGGUGGCGGAGAUCCGGAGGAGGAGUGAGAAGAACGACUCCGGUCCGGUCCAGGCCAGGGAGGUCCAGCUGGUCCUCACGCCUCUCGUGGUCCGCUGUGUUCCGUCCAGAAACGCCAACUCCUCGGUCUUUAUUUUCGAGCACAAAGCCCAGCUUAUCUCCCGCUUCAUCCACAACAGCAAUGACCUGACGUACUUCGCCUACCUGCUGCGAGGCCAGCCGGAGAACCCGGAGUCCGAGAUGUCCUGUCACGUGUUCAGGGCCUGCGAGCCCAACCAGGUUCCUGAGGUGAUCAGCGGCAUUCGCCAAGUGUCCAAAUCGGCCCUGAAGGAAGAUGCCAAGCCCAAGCAAGAGACAGAUGAGGCCUUUUACAACUCUCAGAAGUACGAAGUCCUCUACUGCGGCAAGGUGACAGUUGGGCACAAGAAGGCUCCGUCUACCCUCAUUGAUGACUGCAUUGAUAAGUUCCGGCAGCACGAAGUGGAACGUAAGCACAUGCGUUUGCUCAACGGUCAGAGGAGCUCGACUGAGAACGCCCCUGUGGAGUUUAUACUGGGAGGAGAAGGAGAACCCCUCUCCUCCAUCCUGAAUGAGGACCCGGAGGACGGCGACAGGCGAAGGUCGGUGGACAUGACCAAUGGUGGAGGUCCAGGCCUUUCCAGCAGUGCCAGUCAGGGAAACCUGAGGGGUGCAUUUCCGGAGUGUAUCUUGGAGGAUUCAGGUUUUGAGGAGCAGCAGGAGUUCCGGACUCGCUGCAGCAGCCUGGCGGGGAGCCUGCAGAGGAAACCCGGGGAGGGUGUCAUGAUGGGCCCAACACGCCGCCGACAUGCCAGCGCCCCCAACCAUGUUCAACCCUCCGAUGCAGACAAGAACCGCACCAUGCUCUUCCAGGUGGGGCGUUUUGAGAUAAACCUCAUAAGUCCCGAUAGUAAAUCAGUGGUGCUGGAGAAGAACUUUAAAGACAUCUCAUCUUGCUCUCAGGGAAUAAAGCAGACGGACCAUUUCGGGUUCAUUUGUCGGGACGCUGUGGAGUCUGGCCCCAGUCAGUAUGUCUGCUACGUCUUUCAAUGUGCCAGCGAGUCCCUGGUGGAUGAGGUGAUGUUGACUCUGAAGCAGGCGUUCAGCACCGCAGCAACCUUGCAGAGCAGCAAGACGCAGGUCCAGCUGUGUGAAGCCUGCCCCAUGCACGACCUGCACAAACUGUGUGAGCGAAUUGAGGGUCUCUAUCCACCCAGGGCUAAGCUAGCUAUCCAAAAAUAUCUCUCCCAGCUGUCUGACAACGAGCAGGCGGAUAUUUUUGAGCGGGUUCAGAGAAUGAAGCCCGGAUGCGACCAGGAGGAGAAUGAGCUGGUGAUUCUCCAUCUGAGACAACUGUGUGGAGCCAAACAAAAGUCCCACCUCCACAUCGGAGAGACCCCUCAGAACGCUCCAAACAACAUGGCAGCAGGAGACGGCAUGACCAGCGGCGGUCGCUUCAAGCUGGAUAUCCUGAAAAAUAAAGCCCGCACCUCCCUCACCAGCUCUCUGGAGAACAUCUUCUCACGGGGUGCCAGCCGUAUGCGGGGCCGUUUGGGAAGCAUGGGAAGCAUGGGCAGUUUUGAGAGACAGGACGAGGAGUCCCCAAGUCAUUCCCCUCCUGGUUCCCCGACCCAGUUAACUGACGAUGAUCCGGAGGCAGGCCUGCAGUUCCGCCGCCGUGCCCACACCUUCAGCCACCCGCCCGUGAAGAAGCGCAUCUCUUUCGAGGGUCAGACAGCCAGCCAGAGCAAACAGGCGCCGCUCCGCAGACAACAGUCUGUGACCCCCGAACUGCUGCAGGCCAGCCCCGUGGUCGUCUCGAGAACGCGCAGUGUCUCGGAGAGCGAGUCCUCCAUCAGCUUCCCCUCCUCCUUCUCCGCUCCCACUUUCCUGAAAAGCUUUUACCAGGGCUCGCUGGGCUCUCUGAGCUCCUUGGCUGACAGUGGGAGCCUCAAGAGCACCGGGGAAGGCAGGAGGAGGACUCUGUCCAGCUGCAGCAACGACUCUGUGAACGGAGGAGGUCCGCCGCCGACCCCCCGCAGGGUCUCCUGGAGGCAGAAGAUCUUCCUGAGUGUCGCCUCCCCCAUGAACAAGGCCUCCGCAUCCAUGCCGCACACAGAGCACUGUGAUUCCCGGGAGCUACUGCCUCUGUCUCCACAUGCGUCAGACCUGCGGCAGGACCUCAUGGGACGUCUGACCCCCCUCUCGGGUGACCCGCUAACCGGAGAGAGGCUCAAGAGAACUAGGGCCGACUACCGGACCCUCUGGAAGACUGCCAUCCACCAGCAGAUCCUACUGCUGCGUAUGGAGAAGGAGAACCAGAGGCUGGAGGCGAGUCGUGAUGAGCUGCACAUCCGUAAAAUGAAGCUGGACUACCAGGAAGUGGGCCAGUGCUCCAAAGACGUGACGGCAUUAUGGGAGAGGAAGCUGACCAUGCCGGGCAGAACCACAGUCCCACAAGACAAAGAAGAGAUUUAUAAUGCACUCUGCCAAGGCAUUCCUAAGGCCCGGCGAGGGGAGGUGUGGCUGCUCUUGUCCCAUCAGCACCGUCUGCGACACAGACUGUCCUCCCGUCAGCAAGCCCCAGACACCCCCUACCAGGACCUGCUGAAACAGCUCACCGCCCAGCAGCACGCCAUUCUGGUGGACCUGGGCCGGACCUUCCCAACUCACCAGUACUUCUCUGCUCAGCUGGGUGCCGGCCAGCUCUCCCUCUACAACCUGCUGAAGGCCUACUCACUGCUGGACACAGAGGUGGGUUACUGCCAAGGAAUCAGCUUUGUGGCCGGCCUGCUGCUGCUCCACAUGAGUGAGGAUCAGGCCUUCGACAUGCUCAAGUUCCUGAUGUAUGACCUUGGCUUCAGACGCCAGUACAGACCAGACAUGAUCUCUCUGCAGAUUCAGAUGUACCAGCUUUCUCGACUGUUGCACGACUACCACCGCGACCUGUACGACCACCUGGAGGAGCACGAGGUGUGUCCCAGCCUGUACGCGGCGCCCUGGUUCCUCACGCUCUACGCCUCUCAGUUUCCCCUGGGCUUCGUCUCCCGCGUCUUUGAUUUUCUGUUUGUCCAGGGAACCGAGGUCAUCUUUAAAGUGGCCCUGUGUCUGUUGAGUAGCCACGAAAAGGAGAUAGUGGAGUGUGACAGCUUCGAAGCGAUUGUCGACUACCUAAAAACUACAAUUCCCACCUUGACUCAGACCCAGAUGGAGCAAACCAUCGCCAAGGUCUUGGAGAUGGACAUCUCCAAGCAGCUGCAUGCGUACGAGGUGGAGUACCACGUGCUGCAGGACGAGAUGGUGGACGCCAGGCCGCUUCUGGAUGACUCGGAGCGCCUGGACAAACUGGAAAAGACCAACGUCCAGCUGAAGAAACAGAACAUGGACCUGCUAGAAAAACUCCAGGCUGCACGCCAGAAGAUUCAGACGUUGGAGACGAACAUGGAGAACUUCCUGUCUCGGGAGAGCAAGAUGAAGCACAUGAUUCGCUCUCUGGAGCAGGAGAGGGCGGCGUACCAAAAGACCAUUGAACGCAUGCGCUCGUGCUUUCCCCCCGACACCCUGGCAGAUGUGGAAAUGACCCAAAUCAAAACAGGACCCAAUGGGAAAACCAAACCCGCCGCCAAGAAGCCCUGAUGGGUACCAGGGUGGGGCGGGGGGGCUCUGUCCGCUCAGCGUGGACAGACAGAUAGAUGGGCAAACGGACAGACAGACAGCUGGGCAGGCAGACACUGGUGAGCACAGAGACAUGUUGAAUACGGCUCAGUAGCAGACAGGUGAGCCCAAGGUCCAAUCUUAUACUGCCACUCUUUGUGUGGCAGUAUAAGAUUGAGCGCGUGAUGUCUGGACCUUCAAACAGGCAACCGGUGUGGGGAAACGGUCUGAAUGAUAUUUUUUCAGUGGUUAAUAAUGAUUGUAGCUGUAGCACUGUUAAUUAUAAUGACCCCAGACUGCUGCAUCAGUGCGCCAAAGCUACUUUUCUCUCUCUCCAGUUUCACUGCCAGUCAGACGGGAAGAUCAAACUGCUCGGCAUCCCCGUUCGUCUCUAUUGCCGUCCAGAAGUAAUCAGUGGGGUGCUUGCUACGAGUUCUGCCGGUUCACUAAAAAAGGGAUGGGGGUGGGGAUCUCUUCCUCUGCACACCUUCACAAUCACCUGCCUUUCUUUUACACACAACCAGUUGUACCUUCUCUCUGGUGCUGCACAGGUGGACGGAGGUUGCCUGUUUGUUCAUUACCCAUCAGAGUUGGACCUGAUCCUCCAGCCUCUCGGUGCAGUGUUUCUUAUGAUGUAAAAAUGUGACCGGCUGAUCACAUUGCAAACUAAUUUCAUUUUACUUGAAAAUUUAAUGUGAAUGUAAAUUUCCCUCCAAAGAGCAUUGUGAAAGGCUUGUCGUGUUGCGUGGGAUGGCUUCUUCUGGCUCGGCGUCCACCACGUCAGGCCCUACCCUUCAGAGGAUUCGGCAAUACCUCCGUUGCUCCCCUCUUUUUGCAUCACAGUAAAAAUGGGAUGUUUUCAGCAGCGGCUGUGUGAGAGAACCCAGAUAUUUGCCAGUUGAGUUUUCUGCUGUUCUGUCAGAGGAAGUGCUCUGUCCAAAUUCCGGGCAGGAUGUGAGAUAGUCUGCCUUCACAGUUUCCUGUGUGACUGACGGUGAAGUCGCCUGGCUGUCAGAGCCACAUUCAGAUGCUGAUGUCAUCCGUCUCUCUGCGAGGAACUGCAGGCACUCGAAAUGAAGGGUGGAGCAUCACGAUGGACCAGAAUCAACAGUGUAGCCCAUGUGUCUCAUUUUAAAGGCCAUUUCUCUCUCUUCUCUCUCGUUUUGUAACCUGUGAUUCAGGUUGUUCCGAUUGUUCGGAUGCUUUAAAUAAUCAUCAGAGUGCUUCCUGAGAGCAGACCCAUGAGCUGUCUGUAAUUUUUUUUUCUGUUAGGUUGACACUGAUGUUGUCUUGCUCCAAAAAAAUGUAGACGGCCAACGCCUGUGGUUCCUACACAGUCGGUCAAUGAGCUGCUUUUCUUGUUCAGAGAGAAGUGUCAGUCUGAAGGCCUUUACACAGCGGGGCUGUUUUUUAUCAUGCAAUUAAUUCGCCCGUCAAUAUAUAUAUAUUUUUAGAACUAUUGUUUUUGUCAUAAGUACUUUCACACAGAACGCAGAUAUGAUGCAGCGAAAAAGCGAGGUCGAUUUUUCUGAUUGGCACCGCGAAUAAAGGCAUCAACCAAUCACGUUGUGCGUAACGGACGUUAUGUCACAACUCCUAACGACAAUGGCGGAUCUGUUGAUUGUUUGAGUUUCUCAUCACGCAGUACUGUAUGACGAGGGACAAAAAGAUUAUAAAGACAAUGGAGCCAAGGACAAUUUGUGGAGGAGCAUCGCCGAACAACUAUCAGGACUCGGGAACAUUUAUUUGUCUUUCUAUUUCAUGAAAUGAAAUAUCGUUUCCCCCCAGCCCACAGCAUUGCAACACAAAGACAAAAACACAUAUCCAACAUAUCAAAAAAAAUAAUUUUUUCCACUGUCCAACACCAGCCAGUAUUACUAUCGGAACUGCCGGUCUGCGUGGGCUAGCAGUUAGCUUAGCCUGCCCCGCUUCUGCAUCCUGUCAGACCGCCCUUGGUGUUUCCUCCUCCGGCACAGCUCCAGGCAGGGCCGUGGUCCCUGGGCCUACCGGACGCCGCUCCGACCAAGUUCCCCCAGCCGAUCCAACGCCAUCUCUCCGAGCCAGACACCUCCGACACACCUCCCCGCACUCCACACAACGACACCAAAAACACAGUCAACGGCAGACAAGGCCACCGCCAGACAGAACCUCGGUGUUGUCGGAACUGCCGGUCUGCAUAGGCUAGCAAUUAGCUUAGCCUGCUCCACUUCCGCGUCCUGUCGGACCGCCCUCGGUGUUUCCUCUUCGGGCACAGCUCCAGGCAGAGCCGUGGUCCCUGGGCCCACAGGAUGUAGCAGACCAAGCUCUCCCAGGCAAUCCAGCGCCAGCUCUCCCAGCCAUCAAACGAAGACACAAACGUAGACUCAGACAAAGACAGUACAUGGACGGUACUAGCUGAGGCUGCCGCAAACAUAAGUUCACGCUGCCAUCUUCCCGCACCGGUACUGGGUGGGGCCACUGCAAAUGUGAGUUCGCGCCGCCAUGUUCCCACACCAGAAGCGGUUCAUUCACACUUUAGGCUACAAGGCUACCAGGAUAGUGAGUACCUUUUGUAUUUCACUGGAAACAGUAUUUGAAUCUGCCUCCUGAAUUUGUGUUUCGCAAAUUACGACGCUAUCGUAAAUUUAGUUUCGAUGCGAAGUAUUCGCAGGCGGGUAUUGAGCAUUUUCAUGUCAUUUAUUCGUCAUGUCCCCAUUGUGUAAAGGCCUUGAGAGCAUUCAGCAGAGAGAGACGUGGUGGAGAGAGAGAGGGGGAGAGAAAGGCCACAUAGGAAGUCAAAAAACAUGGACUACUUUCAGUGUGUCUGCAUGGAGAACAUUGUCAUAUGUCUGUAUUGUGAUAUGACACUGGUGUCCUGCUGGAGAACAGACAGACAGACCGACAGAAGAGACAUUAAACCGGCUAACUUAAUGGACAUGCCGUUCAAAUAUCUUUUGUACAAACGUCCAUUGCUUUCUACCAACUUGCCCUGGACGGCCGCGCCUCCUGUCUCACCCGCCAUUUUCAGCGGUUCUUGUUGACAGAAAGACUUUUUCUGGUUUCCUCUUUUGUACAUUUUACCUGCUGUCCCAAGUCGACGUCUGCAUGUAAAUAGGAGGGCGUCUGUCAUUUAUGUGCCGUGUUACAACCAAAGACUUUUGUCCCCAGCGGAAAUUCUUUGGCCCACAAUGCGUCAUGUUCUGUACAGCAUCGCUUUAGGUUCUCAUAAACCUCCGGGCUCUCGUCUAUUCAUAUGUUCGCCGAAAUCCGCCGGUUAAAAGAAGCUGGAGGUGGGUAAAUCCGAGCCGACACUCUCCCUCAUUGUCAGAUGUUGCUGUGACUAAUGGACUUGACAUUAUAAAGGUUCGCCUCAACCUUGUGCACAAGUCGUGGACAGGCGGUCACCUCUCAGCCAUACUGAUUGCUCCCGCUGUGUUGCACUGAAGCAGAACCAUAUCAGGCGUCAGCGUGACUACAGGUUUUGAAGGGCGGGAGGAAGGAUGCGGCACGUCACGUUACCCGAGUACCUGUGCGCCGCUGACAUCGGCUGUCGAACCAAAGAUACCGUGCUUGCUCUCAGAUGUGUCCGUGCGUUGUAAAUGCUAUCACCAUGUUUUUGUUUUGUUUUUUAAUUAUUAUUAUUUUGGUAUUUUUUUAUACCUUUAUUAGAUAGUGAUAGCGGAGGCAGACAGGAAAUGAGGGCGCGAGAAGACGCGAAGGUCGCCGGCUGGAUUCGAACCGGUGACGGCUGCGACCACGUGGUCUUGUGAUCAUGUGAUCAUGCGGUAUGAGCACUAAAUCGGCUACAGAGGCACUCCUGUUAUUAUCAAGUUUAAUAGAAUACUCGGUGCAAAAUAUAUAUAUAUAUAUGUCACUACACACACUGUCGAGCAAAGUGACAAAAGAUGUGUGACGUUGACCCGUACAGACGGCCAUUUUGAUUGUGAGGGGUAAACAUCUGUACGUAAGUUCCGUUUUCGUUUUUGCCUUAAUUUCUUUUACUCACAGUCGCUGGGUUUGAAAUGACACAUUUCUCGUAAAUACUUGACAAUAAAGGGGGGGGAUAAAUCACCAACCCCGGGGUUAAGCGGGCUAGCUUACUCUUCUUUAGCGAAUGUAGAAGUUCUCUUUUUAUGGUCUCGGAGGUCCGUGCCAAAGCUGCGGGCCGCCCGCGCCCGCCGGGGUCCCGCAGAGGUGGAAACUUGUCGUCCCUUGUCGUAAUUUGACCCGUUUUUAACGUAAAGCACUUCCUCGUGGUUGGCUGAAGGGGGGGGUUGAACUUAUUUUACUUGGGUGUUUUCAAAAGCCGGCCUGUAUACAGCGUUUGCAUCACCUCGUUUGAUCAUUAAGGAAUGACACAGUGAAUAAAAGAUGAAUUGCUUUGUUUUCUUUGGGACGCGAGGCCUUCAAUAAAACCUCAC
Lampris incognitus (smalleye Pacific opah) is the source of this 8189-nucleotide messenger RNA. It is a transcript of the gene tbc1d4, whose product is annotated as TBC1 domain family, member 4. Lineage: Eukaryota; Metazoa; Chordata; Actinopteri; Lampriformes; Lampridae. The record is from RefSeq and is a predicted model, not a curated record. The transcript is spliced from 23 exons. Bases 1 to 3771 code for a protein of 1256 amino acids.